Molecule: messenger RNA, 2550 nt
Organism: Oryzias melastigma (Indian medaka)
Lineage: Eukaryota; Metazoa; Chordata; Actinopteri; Beloniformes; Adrianichthyidae
Product: carboxypeptidase Q
Exons: 12
Coding region: 261-1694 (477 amino acids)
Biological process (GO): peptide catabolic process; proteolysis
Molecular function (GO): metallodipeptidase activity
Source: RefSeq, a predicted model, not a curated record
UGUUAAAAACAAAACAAAACACGGAAACAGAAGUCGUAAACUCCGCUGCUCAAACGAUGUCUCAGAAAGCAACAUUUUGGCUAAUAACACCAUUCCGGCGUUUUGACUCCAUUUAUUUAUCUGUCAUUUGGAGGACUAACGCUCCUGUUGCUAGUCGAUAUAUUUCGGUUUCUCAGGAACAGUAAAUCGUAGAAGGUGAUCUACUUUUGAAUGCUGAAGGACUUUUGAAGCAUUUGGCUGCAGAUAAAUCAAAAGCAAAGAUGGCCGGGGUUUGGAGGUUGCUCUUCUUAUUCCUCAUGUGGAGUUUAUGUGAAAGCCAUCUUCACUUCCCUCCAUCUGUCAGAGAAAUAUCUGCAGCAUCAUCUAAUAAAACUGUAAAAAGAGGCAUCACAGCAGAGGUUGCAGGAUAUACUGACGUGGCCAAACGGAUCAUAGACCUGGCUGUGUUCGGUGCGGCCCGGAAUCGCUCUUACACCCGACUGGCUGACUUCACUGACACGAUAGGGAACCGUGUCAGUGGCUCAGACAAUCUGAAUAUGGCUAUUAAAUACAUGUACAGUGCCAUGGCGAAGGAUGGCUUGGAUGUACAUCUAGAACCAGUGAAAAUCCCACACUGGGUAAGAGGGAAGGAGAGCGCACAGAUGAUUCUUCCCCGGACAAAGAGCCUGGCCAUACUGGGGCUGGGCAGCAGUAUAGGAACUCCACCUGAGGGUAUCAAAGCAGAGGUGCUGGUGGUUCAGUCAUUUGAGGAACUGAAGCAAAGAGCCAGUGAAGCUGCAGGAAGAAUUGUAGUUUUCAACCAGCCGUUUGUCAGCUAUGGAGAGACUGUGGCUUACCGUGCUUUUGGUGCGUCUGAGGCAGCCAAACUGGGAGCUGUAGCCACACUCAUUCGAUCCAUUACUCCAUUCUCUAUUAACAGUCCUCACACAGGUUGGCAGGACUACCAAGAUGGAGUGAAGCGCAUCCCUACUGCCUGCAUUACAGUGGAGGAUGCUGAGCUGAUGUGGCGCAUAGCCCAGAGGGGUCAGCAGAUUGUGGUUCGACUCUACAUGGAAGCCAAGACGUUACCAGAUGCUGAUUCUUUCAACACGGUGGCUGAAAUUAAAGGCUGGCAGCACCCUGAGCAGGUCGUCCUUCUGAGCGGACAUUUGGACAGCUGGGACGUGGGCCAAGGCGCCAUGGAUGACGGAGGCGGAGCCAUGAUUUCCUGGGAGGCCCUGUCCCUAAUCAAAAACCUAGGCUUGCGUCCAAGAAGAACUUUAAGAACAGUUCUGUGGACGGCUGAGGAGCAGGGUGGGGUCGGAGCACAGCAGUACUUCAGUCUGCACAAGGGGAACAUGUCCAACUUUGACCUUGUUAUGGAAUCUGACUUGGGGACGUUCACCCCGGUUGCUCUGCAGUUUACUGGAAGUGAUGCAGCCCGAAAGGUUAUGCAGGAAGUGGUCAAACUUCUGGCUCCGAUUAAUGUAACGAAACUGGAGAACAACGGUGAGGGGACAGACAUCUCACCGUGGAUGGAGGCGGGAGUGCCAGGUGCCAGCCUCCACACGGCCGACAGUCGGUACUUUUGGUUCCACCACAGUGAGGGUGACACCAUGUCUGUCCAGGACCCCAGAGAUAUGGACCUCUGCUCCGCUCUGUGGGCGGUGGUGGCGUACGUCGUGGCAGACCUGCAGGACAUGCUGCCGAGGUAGCAGGAAGUCGGGGCGUCGCACGAAGACAAUUACUGAUUACAAACGGAAGUGAAGUGACUUUAUGAAUAAAUGAUUAUAACGGGGGUUGUGCCACUUUUUAUACAUUUGAUUUCAAACUAAAUUAUUUUGAUGUCGAUCAAGCUUAGAGGUUGAUGAAUAUUUGCCAGAUUUGGAUUUAUUCUAUGUAUUUUUUUUAUUUUAAUUUCUGCAGACACACUAAAUGAUUUUGGAAAAUUGUUAAAUGAAUUAGUGAAUCUUCCUUAAAGCCCCACUCUGAUCAACUUCUGAUCUGUUUUCAAACUGUUCUCAGUGGUCUUUUAAUUAUAAAAGUUUAAAAAUCUGUAUCGUUUUCUAGAACGUAGCUUCUACAGUGGCAGGAGUUCAUCAGAAAUAUGCCUGUAAGUUGUGGGCGAGUCUGUUUGCAUGGAGUAAGCCCACCCCCACUUCCCAUCAUCCAUCUGUUUACACUCUCUCCCACUAAUGGGAGAAGGCUAACCAAUGUUAGACCUAUUCAGAUGGACAGUUAUAGCCAUCUAUAUAGACGUCUACAUCCAUGAAGACGUUCAUGGAUGUAGACGUCUACAAGUUAAUGAAUCAGAAUGGUGCGUGGCCCGCACGCACCAUUCUGCUCUUGAUUCACAAGAAUUUGAAUAAAGAAAUAUUUAGAUAUGCAUUUUUAACCUUAAUUUAUUUUACAUAUGUCCUCCAUAAGAACAAUGAUUUUCAUCAAAUAGAUCUUUAAAAAGUCCUGCAGGAAAAGACCUGUAGAGUUUUUUUUUUGUGUACUUUUCAGAUGUUCUUCAAAACAUGUUAAAUAAAAUACUGGAAGAUUAAAAACAACAACUGAAUAAAUGAA